Messenger RNA from Punica granatum (pomegranate), 879 nucleotides. The record is from RefSeq and is a predicted model, not a curated record. NCBI's taxonomy places the organism in Eukaryota, Viridiplantae, Streptophyta, Magnoliopsida, Myrtales, Lythraceae.
UGUCCAAGAAGGCUCUCUCUCUCUCAAAAAACCCGGGUACGAAAAUUAACCUCCCUCCCGCAUAUAAAAUGACAAAGCUUCUAAACGUCACUUCAUUCUCUCUUCUUGUCGCCUUGAUCGGCUUGCUAGCCCUGACCUGCAAGUGCGACGCAACAACUUAUAUGGUCGGGGAUACUUCCGGGUGGGACAUCAGCACCGAUCUCGAUACAUGGACAAAUGACAAGACUUUCAACGUGGGAGACGUUCUUGUGUUCCAGUACUCGACAUCAAACAGUGUGGAAGAAGUGAACAAGGACAGUUUCGAUAACUGCUCUGCCACAAACGCCCUUCAGACAUUCUCAAAUGGCAACACGACGGUUCCUCUUACGAGACCAGGGCCCUGGUACUUCAUCUCUGGAAACAGAUUGUACUGCCUCGGUGGAAUGAAGCUUCAGGUGAACGUUGAGAGCAGCCAGGCCAACUCAACUGCUGCAGGCGCGCCUAUGGCAGAGCCAGGAUCUCCCAGUGCCCUCCCUGGGUCUUCCUCCAAGAACAACAACCCGUCCAUCCCUGCUUCAAGUGCAUUCUCCAUCCAAGCUGUAGCCGGCCGCAAGCUGCUCCUAGGACUUGUCUCAGCCUUUCUAGGACUUGUAGGCCCACUGUUUAGCUCCUAUCGCUUACUACAUGACUAGCUAGUCUUGUCUUCUGUGAGCUCAGAUAUAUAGCUUUCCACAAAGGCCGGAUCUAUGUCUAUAUAAACAUAGAUCAAUCAAUGACAACUACCCACAGGAGGAGUGAUUGGUGAAUCGAUCACCAAAGGUUGCAGUUUCAACUUAUUGAUUCAUUGAGUUUCACCACAUCUUUACUAUAGGAAGGAAUUAAUUAUGUUGGUUUCCCAUA